This is a messenger RNA of Hippopotamus amphibius kiboko, 4473 nucleotides long. It is a transcript of the gene EGFLAM, whose product is annotated as EGF like, fibronectin type III and laminin G domains. The transcript has 24 exons. NCBI's taxonomy places the organism in Eukaryota, Metazoa, Chordata, Mammalia, Artiodactyla, Hippopotamidae. The coding region runs from base 185 to 3457 and encodes 1090 amino acids. The record is from RefSeq and is a predicted model, not a curated record. Gene Ontology annotation, molecular function: protein binding; calcium ion binding.
CCUCCCGGCUGCGGUCCUGCCUCCUCGAACUCCUCCGUGGUUCCUGGUCCAGCUCCCUCCAGCCCUUCGCCUCCUCACCUCGGUUAGGGAAUCCGCGGGGGCCGCGUCCCGCGACGUCUCCCAGGAGACGCCCUUUCCCUGUGCGCCCAGGACUUGGUGAAACUUUGCAGGCGCCCCCGGUGAGAUGGAUUUAAUGCGAGGCGUCUUGCUCCGGCUCUUGCUCCUGGCUUCCAGCCUCGGACCCGGUGCUGUGCAGCUCCGAGCAGCUCUCAGAAAACCAGGCAAGGUGGGGCCGCCUCUCGAUAUCAUGCUGGAGGCGUUGAACUGUACAGCUGUCAGCGUCCAGUGGAAGAUGCCAAGGCAUCCUGGGAGCCCCGUCAUGGGGUACACUGUCUUUUACUCUGAGGGCGGCGUAGAUAAAUCCCUGCAGGAGCGGUUGCACAGUGUGUCGCUCGACCUGGAUGCCCCGACCACCGAACGAUUGGAUCAUCAGAUGACUUUUGAGGAAGUGAUCGGAGAUUUGAAACCAGGCACUGAAUACCGAGUGAGCGUGGCAGCUUACAGCCAGACUGGCAAAGGGCGGCUUAGCUCUCCUCAGCAUAUUACCACCUUGCCUGAAGAUUCCUGUCUGCCUCCAACAGCACCCCGAGAGCUACACGUCACCAUGGUUUCUGAUGCCGAGGUGGCCUUAUCUUGGAAACCUGGAGAGAGUGAAGGAAGCUCCCCUGUUCAGUACUAUUCUGUGGAAUUCAUCAGGCCAGAUUUCGACAAGAGUUGGACCUUAAUCCAAGAGCAGAUCCGGAUGGAUUCCAUGGUUAUCAAGGGCCUCGAUCCGGAUACCAACUACCGGUUUGCGGUGAGGGCUGUGAAUCCCCACGGCCCCAGCGCCCGCAGCCAGCCCAGCGACACCAUCCGAACCGCCCGCCCCGAGGAGUCAGGAAGCGGCCGCUAUGGACCCCAUUAUAUAACCGACACAGAGGUCAGCGAGGAUGAUGAUACGUUUGAAGACGACUUAGAUUUGGAUAUAUCCUUUGAGGAGGUUAAACCCCUUCCUGCUAUCCAAGCACGGAAUAAGAAGUUUUUAAUGGACUCCAAGAUGGCACCCAGAUCGAACGCGAUGGCCGUUUCUAGGCUUGUCCCCCCCAGCCCAGCAUCUCUCCCCACUGCGGCGGUGGCUCCCCAGCCUACUCCAGUGCGGAGGAAAGGGAAGACUGGUGUGGCUGUGAUGCCGAGGCUUUUUGACACGUCUUGUGAUGAAACUCUCUGCUCUGCUGACAGCUUUUGUGUCAAUGACUACACCUGGGGGGGCUCUCGAUGCCACUGCAACCUGGGCAAAGGUGGUGAGAGCUGCUCAGAAGAUAUUGUUAUACAGUAUCCUCAGUUCUUUGGUCAUUCCUAUGUAACCUUUGAACCUUUGAAGAACUCGUACCAGGCAUUUCAAAUUAUUCUUGAAUUUAGGGCAGAGGCGGAGGAUGGCUUACUGCUCUACUGCGGGGAGAACGAGCACGGGAGGGGGGAUUUCAUGUCCUUGGCCGUCAUCCGGCGCUCACUCCAGUUCAGGUUUAACUGUGGAACAGGGGCUGCCAUCAUCGUAAGUGACACCAAAAUCAAACUAGGGGCCUGGCACACAGUCCUGCUGUACAGAGAUGGGUUGGACGGGCUGCUGCAGCUGAACAACGGCACCCCAGUGACGGGCCAGGCCCAGGUGGGCUUUCAGGGCACGUGUCCACCCCACAUCUACCAAGGAAGAGGAUCGAAUUUGCCAGUAUCGUGGCCCUGGGUGCACAGGGACGUGCAGGAGGCCUUGUGCCUGGGGACUUGUUCUCUUUCUGCAAGGACAUCAAUGCCAGGGGAUGAAGGAAGGCCCACAUGGGAAGAACUGAAGCCAUUAUUGGUGCCAAACACAACGCUUACUAUUAAGGGCCAGUACAGUAAAAUUACCUUCCGGACGCCUCUCUAUCUUGGUGGGGCUCCCAGUGCCUACUGGUUGGUGAGAGCAACAGGGACAAACCGAGGCUUUCAAGGCUGUGUGCAGUCGCUCACUGUUAAUGGGAAGAGAAUGGACUUGAGGCCCUGGCCGCUGGGGAAAGCACUCAGCGGGGCUGAUGUGGGGGAAUGCAGCAGUGGAAUCUGUGAUGAAGCCUCCUGCAUCAAUGGUGGCACCUGCACAGCAAGCAAAGCCGACGCCUACAUUUGCCUCUGUCCCCUGGGAUUUAGAGGGCGACACUGUGAAGAUGCUUUCACCUUGACCAUUCCUCAGUUCAGAGAGUCUCUGAGGUCCUACGCUGCAACCCCCUGGCCGCUGGAAGCCCGGCAUUACCUUUCCUUCAUGGAGUUUGAGAUCACAUUUCGGCCGGACUCGGACGACGGUGUCCUCCUGUACAGCUAUGACACGGGCAGCAAGGACUUCCUGUCCAUCAACAUGGCAGGGGGCCACGUGGAGUUCCGCUUUGACUGUGGCUCUGGGACUGGUGUUCUCAGGAGUGAAGAGCCGCUCGCCCUGGGCCACUGGCACGAGCUGCACGUGUCUCGCACAGCGAAGAAUGGCAUCUUACAGGUGGACAAGCAGAAGGUAGUGGAGGGAAUGGCGGAGGGAGGCUUCACCCAGAUUAAGUGCAACUCGGACAUUUUCAUUGGUGGGGUCCCCAAUUACGAUGACGUGAAGAAGAACUCAGGCAUCCUCAAGCCAUUCAGUGGCAGCAUCCAGAAGAUCAUCCUGAAUGACCGGACCAUCCACGUGAAGCAUGACUUCACGUGGGGCGUGAACGUGGAGAACGCAGCCCACCCCUGCGUGGGGGCCCCCUGCGCCCACGGGGGCAGCUGCCGACCCAGGAAGGAGGGCUAUGAGUGCGACUGCCCCUUGGGCUUUGAGGGGCUGCACUGCCAGAAAGCCAUCACGGAAGCCAUCGAGAUCCCGCAGUUUAUCGGCCGCAGUUACCUGACCUACGACAAUCCAGAUAUCCUCAAGAGGGUGUCAGGAUCAAGAUCAAAUGCGUUCAUGAGGUUUAAGACAACUGCCAAAGAUGGCCUGUUGAUGUGGAGGGGAGACAGCCCCAUGAGACCCAACAGCGACUUCAUUUCUUUGGGCCUUCGGGAUGGAGCCCUGGUGUUCAGCUAUAACCUGGGCAGUGGCGUAGCAUCCAUCAUGGUGAACGGCUCAUUCAACGACGGUCGGUGGCACCGCGUCAAGGCCGUUCGGGAUAGCCAAUCAGGAAAGAUCACUGUGGAUGACUAUGGAGCCAGAACAGGCAAGUCACCUGGCAUGAUGCGGCAGCUCAACAUCAAUGGGGCUCUGUAUGUGGGCGGAAUGAAGGAAAUUGCUCUGCACACUAACAGGCAGUACAUGCGAGGCCUCGUGGGCUGCAUUUCUCAUUUCACCCUGUCCACCGAUUACCAUGUUUCCCUCGUGGAAGACGCCGUGGAUGGGAAAAACAUCAACACUUGUGGAGCCAAGUAACACCAGCUGGCCCUGCCCAAGGGACAGAGCCUUCUAUCCUGAGAAUCCCGGGGCCCCCGAGGCCCUGCCGGAUGCCACAUACAGAGGCACGGGGACCAGGUGUGUUUCCUCUCAUCAAGGAGCAAGUACACCCUGAUGGGAAACUGGGACUGGGACAGGAGUCCCUGGGUCGCCUUUCCUGCUGACGCUCUGUGGGCCAAACCCAACGGAAUGCUCUCUGUAGGAAGCAUUGGACCUUGUCCAUUGAAUGUGUAGUGGCCGCCAGAGAUCACACAUCACGGCGAGUUUCCGAGCCCGUCUGCUGUAGCUCAAUGACUGUGUUGUGAUUCAUAGUUCAUAAAAAAAAAAAAAAAGAAAAAAAAAGAGACCCAAAGGGCAGUAUUAAAAUACUUCUCUCUUCCCCUGACUCAUGACAGUCUUACUGACAGCAGAAUGACUGUAAGACCUUGAACCUCAAAUUUCUCACUUUGGCCCAUAAAUUACUACGAUUAACCCUUUCCCCUCCUCACUGUCUGGUUCGAUGUGCUCUGUCUAUGAAAGUAAGGAUGAAAGGAGACUAGAGAUAGAAUCAUAAUUAUAAAGCUGCCCCUCAAAAGUUUACCUUUAAUGAGAAAGCCCUACUUUUUAUAAUGCACAUCUAAGAAAACGGGCACCAUGAUUUUGUAGCUGUCCCUUUUGUAUGUGUAUAUUUUUAUAGCUACAGAUUGUCCACGCAGUAUACGUUUGCAAGUUUGGGUGGACGACCCUGAAUUCUUUGCACACUUCCUAAGAAUUUCCUCCCAAAGGAGACUUGUCUGGGCCCUUUGUGGCAUCAGCAGAGCGGAGUAGAUGACUUGGGGUGGGCACCUCGGGGAGCUGACUGUUCUCUCUUGGUAAAUGAUUGCUCAAGGAGGUGACUGUGAAGCUUCCAGAACAGGCGGAUGAAAAGGCACAUGUGUGACUAAGCUGGGUCACUGUCAUUUUGGUUUUCAGAGGUAGGGGGAUGUCUGUAGUAAACUUGAAUAAAGGAGGUGAAG